Messenger RNA from Monascus purpureus, 2936 nucleotides. Lineage: Eukaryota; Fungi; Ascomycota; Eurotiomycetes; Eurotiales; Aspergillaceae. The record is from the annotation of a GenBank genome assembly.
UGACCAUCUCUCUGACAGGACUGAGGUUAAUAAAUUAAUACGCGGAGUAACGCCCUCGCUCCGUACUCGGCAAACCGGCACGAGUUCCAGAUCGUCCUGGGCAAAUCGGGUUGCUUUGAGGAUGGAGACUGGCCUUAAUUCAAUCAGAUCCCACAGUUACAGCCGUAAGAUGAUGUCUACCUAAUCUCCUCUCCCUCUGGAGUCUGGGGGUCAAAAUGCAAGGAAUCCAUCGCAAUUCAUCGUGCAGGAAUAAUACGAAUCUCAGCUUCGUCAUCGGAACUCAAUCAUUCUUAACUACCGUGUGCCGCGAUAAGGCAACACCGAUCCUUGGGUCUCUUUGCUACUUUUGGAUGAUGCGAUUAUGAUUAGGGCUCUUUCCGGCACGCAAGCAGCCGGCGUUAUUGCCGAUGUCAUAGUCUCUUCCCAAGAUUAUGCCAAUUCCCUCCCCUUCGGCCUUUCGCAGAUGUCCGAGGUUGGGGGCUUUCUUCCUGUUCCCCAAUAAAUAACAAGCCAAGUGCGGAAUUCUUGCGCUACCGAUCUCGACAUCGGCAGCCAUUUGCUGCUUGUGACUCACUGGGUCUGUGUUAAAUGCAGCUUGUAACCUUCCAUGAAGGGACAAGUAAUAACUGACCGCAGGAUACCAGGAUUUUGUCCCCGUUGGCUGUGACCACUAAUUGCAUGGACGAUCCUACUAAUAUAUUCACCCAGUCCCGGGAUCUCGCUUCCCAUUCUGUUCCCGUUUAUACGUUUAUAUAUAAACAGCGUUCUACGGCCCACACACCUUUUCAGGCAUAAAUUUCUACACUGGCCGAUUGCGACUCGUUAUAUCCGUAAAGGAUCCUACUUUUUUCCUUCAAUGCUUCGGAUCCACCGGUUACAUGACCUUGCAGGUAAUCUGGCUCUGGGUAGCGAGGCUGGUUUAGUCGAACUGUAGGUUGCCAGCGUUGACGACCACCGCUGAACAUCUCGACAACAAUGUCUCCUUCAUCGCAGAACGCCACUCCAGGAGGUGAAGCGUUUCUGGAAGCCAACCAUGGUCGUGGAUCUGCAAAUACAUGCUCAGAUUCUAUCGUGGAGACUAUUUCCUCGGAGGAAACCCUAGAAGAUGUUGGUGCUCUGGAGACGAAGCUGUCGGGACGAAUCUCUCAGAUGUCCGAUCCUUAUUUGGCCCGCGAACUCACAUCUGGCACUGGUGAUCCCGAAUUCGAAGUAGAUUGGGAGAGUGACGAAGAUCCUGCCAACCCCAGAAACUGGUCGUUGGCCUACAAGAGCUUGAUGGUCUUCUUCAUUUCGUGGAAUACCCUGAUUGUCGUCCUAUACUCCACAUCAUACACCCCUGCCGUUUCCGAACUUACUACUUACUUUGGAACCUCUGAGACUAUCAUGACCCUGGGACUCACUUUUUACCUUCUGGGUCUAGCCUUUGGCUCUUUGGUCAUGGCCCCUCUAAGCGAAAUGUAUGGUCGAAAGCCCGUUUGCGUGCCUAGUCUGUUCCUCUUCGCGGUUCUCAUUAUCCCAUGCGCUCGCGCUACGUCUGUGGCAGAGAUUAUGGUCGUCCGAUUUCUUUCGGCCUUUUUUGGGAGCGUCAUGGUUUCUGCUGCUCCGGGACUCGUCGCAGAUGUGGUCAAUGAUGAACAUCGGUCUCUGGCAAUCUCUAUUUGGAGUAUCGGGCCGAUGAAUGGACCAGUUCUGGGUCCAAUAAUUGGAGGGUUCGUGACACAGUAUCUAAGCUGGAGAUGGAUGGAUUGGAUCACUCUGAUGUUAGCAGGUGUUGCGCUAUUCUUUGCUUGUAUAAUGAGGGAAACAUAUGCUCCCAUCAUACUUCAGAGGAAGGCUGCUCGACUACGUAAAGAAACAGGGGACUCACGCUGGUGGAGUCAGUAUGACAAUAAAAUGAGUCUAUUUGAACUAUUGAAAAUAAGUCUCAUGAGACCAUUCGGCAUGAUCGUUUCGGAACCUAUUUGCAUCUUUUGGAAUCUCUACGUCGGAGUAGUGUACGGAAUCCUCUACCUCUGUUUCGUGGCCUACCCGAUUGUCUUCCGCGAAAUUCGAGGUUGGUCCCUUGGUAUCUCGGGCCUUGGCUUCCUCGGGAUAGGGAUUGGAAUCUUCAUCACCAUCGCCUGUGAACCCCUGAUCCGCCGCAUGGUCAAUGCACACAAAUCGGACCCAGAAACCGGGAAACCCCCUCCGGAGGCAAUGGUGUCCAUAAUUUGUAUCUCCUCAAUUCUAAUCCCUGUCGGAGAACUAUGGUUUGCCUGGACCUGCUCCCCAAAGUCGAUACACUGGAUCGUUCCCAUUCUCGCAGGCGUUCCCUUUGGAGCUGGGAACACAGGCGUCUUCAUCUACAGCGCCAGCUAUCUUGCUGGUAGCUAUCGGAUCUACUCUGCGUCCGCGCUGGCAGCGAAUUCGGUGGUCCGGAGCAUUCUUGGUGGGGUCAUGCCCCUCGCAGGUUCGCCCAUGUAUUCUCGGUUGGAUGCGAAUUGGGCCGGGACCCUUCUGGGCUUGCUGGAAGUCAUUCUCAUACCGAUUCCGUUUGUUUUCUGGAAGUAUGGGCACAAGAUCCGGAUGAAGAGCCCGGUCAUCAUGAAAAUGGAGGAAGAUGAAAGGAAGGCGAAGUUAAAGAGGGAAAACAGAUGGCGCAGGCAAGGGAUUAAUGUGGGAGAUUCGGAGAAGCAAAAGGAGACUGUCUAAGUCUACAACCCUCUCUCCAACAUAUAUCCCUGUGGAAGCAUGAAAAGAAGAAAGGGCUCUUUGUUUGCUGAUAUUCUUGGUAACAGCCAGUAUUAUCUCGGUCUCGUCAAUUCUUGUCUAUGCUUACCGUUGUGGAUGAGAGAAAAGGCAUCAGAAAAUGGCAUCACCACCAAUAAUGCAUUGAAGGAGCAAGAGAUGAUGGAAAUGAUAUUCACUAAAUAUAGCAUAAAGCAUAGUCAGAACAU